AUGACCAUCUCAUCACAAAUUUUGGUAAUUGGAGCGGGUGAACUGGGGAUUCAAGUCCUUCGUUCUCUAGUUGCACACCCCCGUUGUGCUGGUACGGUGGCCGUCUUACUGCGUCCCGCUAGCAUCAAUUCUCCCAACUCGGCCAAACAGAAAGAGAUCGAGAUACUACGUGGCCUGGGCCUCGGGAUAAUUCCGGGUGAUAUUGUCGAAGACUCCGAGGAGUCCCUAGCUUCGGUAUUUGCGAACUACGACACAAUCAUUUGCUGCACCGGGUUCGUGUCUGGCCAGGGCGUUCAGGUGAGGGUCACUCGUGCCGUGUUAGCUGCCAAUGUCUCGCGCUUUGUGCCCUGGCAGUUCGGCGUGGAUUAUGAUGCUAUUGGGCGUGGUUCCCCGCAAGAUCUGUUUGAUGAGCAGCUCAAUGUUCGAGAUCUCCUCCGGUCGCAAAGGCAAACCCGCUGGGCGAUCAUUUCCACGGGCAUGUUCACCAGCUUCUUGUUCGAGCCAUCUUUUGGCGUGGUCGACUUGGAGAAUGCGACCGUUUGUGCAUUAGGUAGCUUGGAAAAUCAGGUCACGGUCACAACACCGGAUGAUGUUGGGAAGAUCACGGCGGAAAUCGUGUUGGGCGAAGAGAGCGACGCCCUUUUUGCCGAUCGGGUGACUUUCGUCGCAGGCGAUACAGUCAGCUAUGAAGAUGUGGCUUGUAUUGUGGAGUCUUUGGUUCAAAAGCCAGUUCAUCGCAAGGUCCUUACUGUUGAAGACGCAUUGUCUGCCCUAGCCAAAGAUCCGGACAACGGUUUAUUUAAAUACCAAGCAGUCUUUGGCCAGGGACAUGGUAUGGCUUGGAAUAUGGACGACGCGUGGAAUCGUCAGCGUGGAAUGCACGUUACGACAGCCAGAGCAUGGGCCGAGUCUAACUUGCUGUAA
This is a messenger RNA of Penicillium subrubescens, 924 nucleotides long. RefSeq names its product aromatic alcohol reductase. Gene Ontology annotation, molecular function: oxidoreductase activity. The transcript has a single exon. Bases 1 to 924 code for a protein of 307 amino acids. NCBI's taxonomy places the organism in Eukaryota, Fungi, Ascomycota, Eurotiomycetes, Eurotiales, Aspergillaceae. The record is from RefSeq and is a predicted model, not a curated record.